AUGAGCGGCGGCGUCGCGGGCGCGCGCAGCCCGCUGCCAGCAGUCGCGCGGCAGCCGCACCUCCUCAGCGCGAGCGCCGCGCGCGCGAGUGGACGGCUGGGAUGGCGGCAGUGGUGCGCCCGUGAGUCGCGGUGCCCGCAUCUGAGCGACGCGGACGAUUCCCGACGGCAUUGCGACUCCUUGCAGCGAAUGCGACAGUCGCACGGCCGGCAGCGAUCGCAUGCACGGUGUGAGGCGGCGGCCCCCCCGAAGAUAGAGAUCCGCGGGUUGACGCGGAGGGCGGCGAGCACGGGCGCGCUGAUUCUGGACGGCGUGGCGCUGCGCGUGGCGCGCGGGCAGCUGUUCGGGCUGAUCGGGCCCUCGGGGAGCGGCAAGUCCACGCUGCUGCGCGCCAUCAACCGCCUGUGGGAGCCGACACGUGGCACCGUGUGGGUGGACGGCUGUGACGUCACCACCAUGGACGUGCAGCAGCUGAGGCGGCGCGUGGGCAUGGUGUUCCAGAGCCCGCACCUCUUCCCUGGCACGGUGGCGGACAACGUGAGGUACGGGCCGGGGCUGCAGGGGGUGGCGGUGGGGGUGGAGGAGCAGCAGAGCCUGCUGCUGCGCGCGGGCCUCGACCCCUCCUCCGCCUUCCUGCACCGCCAAGCCCACGAGCUGUCAGGCGGCGAGGCGCAGCGCGUGUCCAUCGCCCGCGCGCUCGCCAACUCCCCUCAGGUUCUCCUGCUGGACGAGCCGACGAGCUCACUGGACCCCACGGCGACGCGCAAGGUGGAGGAGACGAUCGAGCGGCUGCUGCGCGAGGAGGGGCUGACGGUGGUGCUGGUGUCGCACAGCAUGCCGCAGAUCGAACGCGUGGCCGACGUCACCGCACUGCUCAGCCAGGGCCGCGUGGUGGAGGUGGGGCCACCGGGGGAGCUCAGGGAGAGUGACAAUCCCGAUGUGGCGAGCUUCUUCACUGGGGAGCUCAGCUGA
This is a messenger RNA of Closterium sp. Yama58-4, 972 nucleotides long. Lineage: Eukaryota; Viridiplantae; Streptophyta; Zygnematophyceae; Desmidiales; Closteriaceae. The record is from the annotation of a GenBank genome assembly.